AUGUACGAGGACUUUUGUAUAGAGGAGAACUACUGUAAAUACGAGGACUGCUGUAUGUACGAGGACUGCUGUAUGAACGAGGACUGCUGUACGUACGAGGACUACUGUAUGUAUGAGGACUGCUGUUUGUACGAGGACUACUGUAUGUACGAGGACUACUGUAUGUACGACUACUGUAUGCAUGGGGACUACUGUAUGUAUUGGGACUACUGUAUGCACGAGGAUUGCUGUAUGUACGAGGACUGCUGUAUGAACGAGGACUGCUGUAUGUACGACGACUACUGUAUGUACGAGGACUGCUGUUUGUACGAGGACUACUGUAUGUACGAGGACUACUGUAUGUACGACUACUGUAUGCAUGGGGACUACUGUAUGUAUUGGGACUACUGUAUGCACGAGGAUUGCUGUAUGUACGAGGACUGCUGUAUGUACAAGGACUACAGUAUGUUCGAGGACUACUGUAUGUAUGAGGACUAUUGUAUAAACGAGGACUGCUGUAUGUACGAGGACUGCUGUAUGUACGAGGACUACUAUAUGUACGAGGACUACUGUAUGUACGAGGACUACUGUAUGUAUGGGGAAUGCUGUAUGUAUGGGAAUGCUGUACAAGGACUACUUAUGUACGAUAACUACUGUAUGUUUGAGGAAUGCUGUAUGUACAAGGACUACUGUAUGUUCGAGGACUACUGUAUGUAUGGGGACUAUUGUAUGUACGAGGACUACUGUAUGUACGAGGACUACUGUAUGUUCGAGGACUGUUGUAUGUACGGGGACUACUGUAUGUACAAGGACUACUGUAUGUACGAUAACUACUGUAUGUAUGAGGAAUGCUGUAUGUACAAGGACUACUGUAUGUUCGAGGACUGCUGUAUGUAUGGGGACUACUGUAUGUACGAGGACUACUGUAUGUACGAGGACUACUGUAUGUAA
Messenger RNA from Mercenaria mercenaria, 930 nucleotides. RefSeq lists its product as uncharacterized. Gene Ontology annotation, cellular component: extracellular region. Lineage: Eukaryota; Metazoa; Mollusca; Bivalvia; Venerida; Veneridae. The record is from RefSeq and is a predicted model, not a curated record. Gene Ontology annotation, molecular function: hormone activity. The coding region runs from base 1 to 930 and encodes 309 amino acids. The transcript is spliced from 2 exons.